Messenger RNA from Perkinsus marinus ATCC 50983, 924 nucleotides. RefSeq names its product diacylglycerol o-acyltransferase, putative. Gene Ontology annotation, cellular component: endoplasmic reticulum membrane. NCBI's taxonomy places the organism in Eukaryota, Perkinsozoa, Perkinsida, Perkinsidae. Gene Ontology annotation, biological process: triglyceride biosynthetic process. The transcript is spliced from 11 exons. Gene Ontology annotation, molecular function: diacylglycerol O-acyltransferase activity. The record is from RefSeq and is a predicted model, not a curated record. Bases 1 to 924 code for a protein of 307 amino acids.
AUGACAGAAUUUAAGAAGGCUGAAGAUCUCUUUGAUAGACUCCUACAGGCCCAUGAGACGUUGGUUAUUAAUCAUUUACCCAAAGCCAACAGCAGCAGCAGAGAUGAAUUACCACCAUCGAAAGAGGAUUUACAACAAUAUAACAACUUCGAGAACUUAAUAAACCAGUGUGGUGAUUAUAUAUUAAAGUUUAAGAAACGCUUAUUGGAUGCCAGUAAGAAUCCUGAUGUAGCAGUGUAUGGGCCUAAGAUGAAGACUAAGGUGGAGGGGUUAAUAGAGAGAUAUGAGCAAGUAUAUGAGCAGUACCAAGAUAUCAUACAACCAUUAUUUGAGCAUGCUGUAUUAGAAGAAAAGGACAGAUUAAGAAGGGAAGAGGAGAGUAAUGCUAUUAUUAUCAAGAGACGCCAAAAGGAUAAGAAGGACGCUAUAGAAAAGGAUGUAGAACAGAAGGCUCAAUGGGCUGCUCACUUUGAUAAGACAAGAAAAGAGAUGGAGAGAGCACAGCAAGAGAGGGAAGCAGCGGAUAAGGAGAGGGCUGAUGCACAAGAUGCUGAGUUAAUAGCUAAACGUAGGGAGGAAGAGAUUAGAAUACUCUCAAUGGAUGAGGAUACUAAAAGACGAAAGGAAUUCAAACAACUCUUAGAAUCAGGCAAGAGCUGUGUACUCAUAACUGGAGGCUUCCAUGAAGCUACUAUUACAUGUCCUGGUACUGAUAGGAUAUACCUUAAUAAUAGCAGAAAAGGAUUCGUUCGUUAUGCCCUCCGUGAGGGAUAUUCCCUUACCCCUGUUUAUGGUUUUGGUGAGACUGAUACAUUCUCUAAUGUACAAGGGAUGUGGGCUUUCCGUUUCUGGCUUAAUAGUGGUACUUUCCAACUUCCAGCGGAUAUUGGUUAUGUCCAAUACUUCCUAAAAGGGAGAGGUUGA